CGGCAGAGCGGAAGUCACUACGUGAGGCAGUGGCGACAGCGGCGGCGAGAGGAUGAACAACAAGUUCGACGCCUUAAAAGAUGAUGACAGUGGAGACCAUGAUCAAAAUGAAGAAAACAGCACACAGAAAGAUGGUGAGAAGGAAAAAACAGACAGAGACAAGAGCCAGAGCGGUGGCAAAAGAAAGGCUGUUGUCCCUGGACCAGCAGAACAUCCCCUGCAGUACAACUACACCUUUUGGUACUCUAGGAGAACCCCUGGCCGUCCCACCAGCUCACAGAGCUAUGAGCAGAACAUCAAGCAGAUUGGCACCUUUGCCUCUGUGGAGCAGUUCUGGAAGUUUUACAGCCACAUGGUACGUCCUGGGGACCUGACUGGCCACAGUGACUUUCAUCUCUUCAAAGAAGGGAUUAAACCUAUGUGGGAGGAUGAUGCAAAUAAAAAUGGGGGCAAGUGGAUCAUUCGACUUCGGAAGGGUUUGGCUUCCCGCUGCUGGGAGAAUCUCAUCCUGGCCAUGCUCGGGGAGCAGUUUAUGGUUGGGGAGGAGAUCUGCGGGGCUGUGGUCUCAGUCCGCUUUCAGGAGGACAUUAUCUCUAUAUGGAAUAAGACUGCCAGCGACCAAGCAACCACAGCCCGAAUCCGGGACACUCUUCGGCGCGUGCUUAACCUACCUCCCAACACCAUUAUGGAAUACAAAACUCACACCGACAGCAUCAAGGCCUGGGAGGAGUUUCAUGGCCUGGUGAACAGCAGCGGCCGCUGAUCGGACGCUCCCCCUCUGUCUCUCACACUCAGGGGACAAUUCAAGCUUUCGAAAUACAAAAAUCACAUUGUGAAAGCGCACAAGCUGGCAGUAAUCCUUUUCUGUUUGUGUGUCUGUCUGAAUUGGAUGCGAGGCUCAGGCAGGUCUUCUGUCUGUUCAAUGAAGGGGUGUACCUAAACCAUGUGCUCCCCUUCUGCACUCGUUCCUGGAACACGGACUCUGCUAGACACCUUCCAGCAUUGCUGACCUUACAAGCAAGAAGAAUGGGAAAAUGUGACUAUGUAACAGACAAACACUUUAAGUGGGGUUCUGUGCAGGAGUGCAGCUGUCUUCUUCUGUGUACUCUCCAGAUGCCUCUUGGCAUCCUGCUGUGCUCUCCUGCUGUGUGAAGGACUUGCUGACUGACCACACGUAUGUGCCCUGUGCAGGGUCUGAGCUGAGCGUUAUCAGUAUUAUGAAUGCUUGCACAUCCAGGAACAGCCUCUGCCUAGAGCUGAAGAGAACCAAAUGCCUCUUCCAGCCCUACUGUUAAGUUAUUGUGUGUUCCUCUCCCCUAAGCCCACCACCACUUUGAACAUGUGUUAAGAUAUGCUGACAGCCUAGGAUUCUGUGUCCUUUGCGCCUUACACCUCCAGUGGGACUCUUCUUCUUAGGCACUGCAGCACUUAAGUCGUGAUCCUGGGCAGCACAGGUUUGCCAAAAAAGCCUAAAGCAUCAGCCCUGUAAGACAGGCUGGAGAAGAAUGUGGUUCAGUCAGAAGCCUGAUCAUAGUGCAGGUCCCACGUGUGGGGUUGGGGCUGAAACCAGCCUCCCAUGUAAGCAAGACUUGUGUGCUGAGUAUGCUCUGUGGGGCUUGCAUGCCUGUCAUGGAGGUAGAAACAAUGGCUGUUUAGUGCCACAUUAAAACUGUAGGUCCCACAGUGCUGAAAUGAACAACUGAAGAAAUGGCAGCCUUGCUGGAUGCUUUCAUUUGAUGGCUGUGUCUGUCAGCUGUGGUUGGAAAAGACUUUUGGUCCUUGACACCUGGAUGUAGACAGAUUAUCCAGAUCCCUCAAUGCCCAGAAGGCUCCUACAGGCAUGUCUUCAUCAGAGAAGCUGACUUUGGGAGCCUGAGGCCAGAGAGGUCAAAAAGCACCCAAGAUCAAGGAAGAAGUGGGCAGCGGCAGCAGCUUCAAGUGCUCUGUGCUGGGCUCUUGUGAGCCGAGAUGGCAGUACCUUAAAUUAAGGCCUCUCUUUAAAGCGUGUCCCUGAAGCCUGGGUGGGGUUCCUCAGCCGUAGGGCUCAGGAACUCUGAAGGUAACAGCAUCUCCUUGUAUCCAUCCUACUCUUCCAGCUCUCCAGCUCCUGCCCUCCAGUCUCUGUGUCUGGGGAUGCCUUGCCCUGAAAGAACAGUACAGGGCCAAGAGGGAAGGUGUUUCCGCUGCGGGUGAAGCCAUCUGAGAAGAAAGUCCAACAGCGAUUGAAGCUCCAGGAAUCUGAAGAAUGCAUUCUGGGGUGGUUGUGAAGGGCUCGGCAGCCCCAGAGCAUCAUUGGCUGUCAAGGAGGCAGAGGCUCCUCUGGAGGCUUGACUAAGCAGGAGGCCUCCACAGUUGCCUGUGCUCAUGUUGCCUCAAAAUUCCAAAGAGCAGACAUUUAGACUUGCCUUCCUUUGGGCAUCUCUCUGGGUGUGUGUGUGUGUGUGUGUGUGUGUGUGUGUGUGUGUGUGUGUGUGUGUGUGUGUAAUGCGUUUAUGAGUGAGGCCUGUGUCAGGUCUAGUGGUCUGGUUAAAUGUUUUGUUUGCCUUUUUAAUCUCAUUUGUUCAGAUAUUUGAAUCUCUUGUGUUUUCUGGAGCUAGUCUUUCCCAGUCCUUUUGGUCAUAGUAUUUGACAGUUGGGUUUUUUUCCCUCCAUCCAAAGUGUGCUCAUUAGAGGGGUUCUCACUGUCAGGCAGCAGCUUAACCCCAGUGUUCUUCCAGGUGCUCUGCCUAACAGCUUAAGGGGAAAUUGAACUCUCAGUUUACCCAAACCACCCACUUUUUUUCAUGCUAGCUGGAGAAAUCUCUCCAUUUACUUUUGACUCCACAGGCCUCGGGUAGGCCAAGAUACCACAUAGUUAUGGUUGUGGUAUCAUCUGUUCUCCAAACAGGAGGUAGAGGCUGCCGGAGCCAUGUGACCAGCACGAUCAGUUGCUGCUAGACAAGGGGAGUGAUGUUUGUGCUGUGCGCCCUCUGCCUUCACGCCCGCUCCUCUCCAGAGCCUUUCCCUUUGUUCUUUUGUGUAUUUUCCCUGUGACACUAGCAAUGGAGAACCUUUUCAUCCAGAGACAAACUUGUCAGUGCUCCCAAGAAUGAAUUUCCAGGGGUUUACAGGAGGGGAAGGAACAGGGGCUGUGGCAGUGUGUGGCAGUGUGUGGCAGUGUGUGGCAGUGUGUGGCAGUGUUGCACUUUGAGGGGACUGUCUACUGCAGUAAUAAACGGAAAGUAUCAGCGAGA
This is a messenger RNA of Arvicanthis niloticus (Nile rat), 3233 nucleotides long. RefSeq names its product eukaryotic translation initiation factor 4E family member 2 (gene Eif4e2). Gene Ontology annotation, cellular component: eukaryotic translation initiation factor 4F complex; cytoplasm. The record is from RefSeq and is a predicted model, not a curated record. Gene Ontology annotation, biological process: translational initiation. Lineage: Eukaryota; Metazoa; Chordata; Mammalia; Rodentia; Muridae. Gene Ontology annotation, molecular function: RNA 7-methylguanosine cap binding; translation initiation factor activity.